UAGUAAAGCGGGUUAUUUUGCCAUCAACAAGGAUGGCGGCUAUAGAGAUGUUUGGGGGAAUGGCGUGAAGGGUUGCCUGGGAGCAUUCUCCAGCUGGCGGGGAAAGGCCCCAGGAUUUCCUGGGGACCCCAGAGACAAAAGAAAGGGGAUAUUAAACUCGUUCUGAUGUUGUCACUAAAGCACGCUAAUAGAGCUUCAUACGUUAUCUAGAAGAAGACCUCUUACAGAAUGGUGCUUGUGGUCUUUUGGGUAUGCUCUGUCCACUGAGUAACGAUGGACUCCAAGGAGAAGUGUCAGGAUGAAAUGACUUCAAAUUUGGGUCUGAGCACAACGAAGGCUCUGACUAUCCUGAGAGACCAGCUGUCUGCACUUCUGGAGGGGCAUCAGAAGGAAAGGAAGAAGGUGAUUUCCUGGAAGGAGGUGUGGCGAGCCAGUUUCCUGCACCAUGGCAACCGCUGUUCCUGUUUCCAUUGGCCAGGGGCAUCCCUGAUGCUGCUGACAGUGCUGGUACUAUUAUGCUGCUUUGGGAGCCAACCACAAGGAAGUGAAGGUUCUGAAAUUGUGAACGCCUUGGCGCUGUUCCUCCUGGUGCUGCUCGACGUCCUCUUGAUUGGACGGCAAGAGAGGCUAAAGCGCCAGGAAGUCGAGAAGAGACUCCAGGACAUCAUUGGCAGGAUAAAUGAUGCCCUGAAGGAUGGCAAAGAGCUGAGCUGGACAAACUCCAUGUACCCUGACCUUCACAUGCCCUUUGCCCCCUCCUGGUCACUCCAUUGGGUCUACAGGGACGGCCAUCUUGUCAAUCUUCCAGUCAGCUUGUUAGUAACGGGUGAUGUCGUUGCCCUGAGGCCAGGCCAGGAGUCCUUCACUUCUCUCAGAGGGAUUAAGGAUGAUGAGCACAUUGUCCUGGAGCCUGGGGAUCUCUUCCCCCCUUUUUCUCCUCCACCAUCUCCAAAUGGGGAGGUGAAGAAGGGACCUCAGAAUCCACAACAGUAUCGACUCUUUCGUGUCACAAAAACACCAGUGAUUGACAAUGUCAGGUUAUGUUUAGACAUGGCUUUGUCACGUUCCGUGACUGCUCUGGAUAAUGAAAGGUUCACUGUACAGUCCGUGAUGCUCAAGCUUGCCGUUCCCAUUGUGCUGAUUGGUUUCCUGAUCACCAAUGCCAUACGUUUUGUUUUCAUGGCUCCUGGAGUUGUCCCUUGGCAAUACACAUUGCUUCAGCUGCAGGUCAACGGGGUCCUGCCCAUCCUCCCACUGCUGUUCCCUGUCCUGUGGAUUCUUGCCACUGCCUUCGGUGAAGCCAGAGUCCUGGCCCAGAUGAGCAAGACCUCACCCACUUCCCUGCUGGCUAAGUUCUCAGAGGACACGCUGAGCAGCUACACAGAGGUGGUAUCUACCCAGGAAAUGAUGCGGUGCAUCUGGAGCCACUUCCUGGAUGUCCUGAAGGGCAGGUCUCCAACCCUCACCUUCACCUCUAGCUUGCUUCACAGCCUGGGAUCUGUCACAGUACUUUGCUGUGUGGAUAAGCAAGGAAUUCUGUCCUGGCCUAAUCCCAGUCCAGAGACGGUUUUGUUCUUCAGUGGUAAAGUGGAACCUCCUCAUAGCAGCCAUGAAGACCUGACAGAUGAACUCUCCACGCGCUCCUUCUGCCACCCAGAAUUGGACGAAGAGCCCCACGAAAGGGACGCUCUGCUCUCGGGGCCUUUGUCAGACAUCGUUCACAUCACCAAUGAGCAAGACAGAGUGGAGUGGUCUACUGGCAACACCCCAAAGGCUUCUGAGGCUCAUACUCACAAGAAGUCAACCGGGCGCAGCAAACACCCUUCAGGAUCCAAUGUGAGCUUCAGUAAGGACAUCGAGGGCGUGGAGGAGGAGCCCGUGCAGGUUGAGGCUGACAGCGAGGGACUGGCAUGCGAGGCAGAAGACUUUGUGUGCGAUUACCACUUGGAGAUGCUGAGCCUCUCCCAGGACCAGCAGAAUCCCUCCUGCAUCCAGUUUGACGACUCCAACUGGCAGAUGCACUUGACCUCCCUGAAGCCCCUGGGCUUGAACGUGCUGCUUAACUUGUGCAACGCCAGCGUGACGGAGCGCCUGUGCCGAUUCUCCGACCACCUCUGCAACAUCGCCUUGCAGGAGACGCACAACGCCGUGUUGCCUGUCCAUAUUCCGUGGGGACUCUGUGAGCUGGCCAGGCUCAUAGGCUUUACACCUGGUGCCAAAGAGCUUUUCAAGCAGGAGAACUACUUGGCCCUUUACCGGCUGCCAUCAGAUGAGAUGGUGAAGGAGACGAUGCUUGGGAAACUCUCAUUCAUCACCAAAAGGAGACCACCUUUGAGCCACAUGAUCAGCCUUUUUGUCAAAGACACUACUACCAGCACCGAGCAGAUGCUUUCCCAUGGGACUGCUGACGUCAUCCUGGAGGCCUGCACGGACUUCUGGGACGGUUCGGAUAUCUAUCCACUGUCUGGCUCUGACAGGAAGAAAGUGUUGGAUUUCUACCAACGUGCCUGUCUUUCGGGCUAUUGCUCCGCCUUCUCUUACAAGCCCAUGCACUGCGCCUUGUCCUCCGAGCUCAAUGGGAAGUGCAUAGAGCUAGUGCAGGUCCCCGGGCAGACUGCCAUCUUUACGUCCUGUGAUCUUCCUGGGACGACGCCCAUCAAGCAGAGCAGCCGGAGGAACAGCUGGAGCUCCGAUGAAGGGAUUGGGGAAGCGAUGGAGAAGGAGGACUGCAUCCAGGCUCUGAGCGGCCAGAUCUUCAUGGGAAUGGUCUCAUCCCAGUAUCAGGCCCGAUCAGAUGUCGUCCGCCUCAUUGAGGGACUUGUCAAUGCCUGCAUUCGUUUUGUCUACUUCUCCCUGGAAGAUGAGCUCAAGAGCAAGGUGUUUGCUGAGAAGAUGGGUCUGGAGACCGGCUGGAAUUGCCACAUAUCCCUGACACCCAAUGGAGAUGUGCCUGGUUCCGAAAUCCCUCCUUCCAGCCCCAGCCAUGCAGGCUCCUUGCGCGAUGAUCUGCAGCAGGUUUCCCGAGAAGAUGCAGAGGGCCUUCUGCUGAUGGAGGAGGAAGGACACUCCGACCUUAUUAGCUUUCAGCCAACCGACAGUGACAUCCCCAGCUUCCUGGAGGAUUGCAAUAGGGCCAAACUGCCACGUGGAAUCCACCAGGUGAGGCCCCACCUGCAGAAUAUUGACAACGUGCCUUUGCUUGUUCCUCUGUUUACAGAUUGCACCCCAGAAACCAUGUGUGAGAUGAUUAAGAUCAUGCAGGAAUACGGGGAGGUCACUUGCUGCCUCGGCAGCUCUGCCAACUUGCGCAACAACUGCCUUUUCCUUCAGAGCGACAUCAGCAUAGCCCUGGAUCCUCUUUAUCCCUCUCGCUGCUCUUGGGAGACGUUUGGGUAUGCCAACAGAACUAACAUGACCUGUAUCUCCGAUGAGCUCACGCCUCUUCAGCUGUCUGGCCAGCUGAACAGCCUAUCGUGCUCCCUGACUAUUUAUCCAGAAGAAACCAUUGGGCUCAUCAGACUUAUAGAACAGGCCCGGCAUGCAACUUACGGUAUUCGCAAAUGCUUCCUCUUCCUCCUCCAGUGUCAGCUGACUCUGGUCAUAAUCCAGUUCCUUUCUUGCCUGGGGCAGCUGCCCCCCAUUCUCAGUACCACCGACAUCUUGUGGCUUUCCUGCUUCUGCUACCCGUUGCUAAGUGUGUCCCUCCUGGGCAAGCCCCCUCACAGUUCCAUCAUGUCCAUGGCAACUGGGAAGAACCUGACUUCCAUUCCUAAAAAGACCCAGCAAUACUUCCUGUUCUGCUUCCUGCUGAAAUUCAGCCUCACCAUCUGCACCUGCUUGGUUUGCUUUGGCUACAUGCUGCAGGAUUACUGUGCAAACUUCAACUCCUCUGCCUUCAAUGUGAAUGUCACAGGCUGCUCCUCCAUCAUGCUGCACAGUAGUGCAGAAAGCUCCCCUGACUGGUUUGGAGAGUUUUCCAGCAUCCUUCUCCUGGCCCAGAAGUUCACGGCUGGGAUGAUUGUCUUACAUACUGUGUUUAUCUCUGUCACUCACGUCCAUCGUACCAAACCACUGUGGAAGAAAAGCCCCUUCACUAACUUCUGGUGGACUCUGACAGUUGUCAUUGUGCUGCUGGGCCAAGUUAUCCAGACCCUCCUGGACCUGAAGCUCUGGGUGAACCUCGAGUCUCCAGUGACCUACAAAAUGGAUGACAUUCCCAUGGCCUCCUGGUUGUUGGGUUUGCUCUCUCUUAUCCUUGUUGUGAUCAUCAAUGAGACUGUCAAACUCCAUGAAAUCAGGGUUCGAGUACGUUACCAGAAGAGGCAGAAGCUGCAGUUUGAAACCAAGCUGGGCAUGAAUUCCCCAUUUUAAUCCCCACAAGUAGGACGUGCCCUGGAGGGCCUGGGGGCUGCAUGUUCCCUUCUCACACAACCUUGCCACCUUGCUGAGAGAGGAAAGGAAAAAAAGCACCCAGCCUCAUGUGUGAAUCCCUCUGGUCAGUGUGGAUCAGAAGAGGCCAACCCCUAAGAGCGGGGAGAGCUACAUCUUGAGCGCUGGUGAAGAUUCAGUGCCUGGCAUGAAAGUGUUGGUGGGACAUGGACUGCUGCUAUUCCUUCUGUAAAAUUUAUUUUUACACCUCCUUCCCUUGGAGCUCCUUGGGAUCCAGCAGAUUGACACCUUGGAUUGAAGAGGAAGGAAUUCUCAUUGGACCCCUUUUUUCCCCUGCCAUUCAUAAUUCGACUAGGUUAUUUUUCUUUUUCCUUCUUGCCCCCCCCCCCAAUGACUUUGUUGCAAUGCUGCUUGCUCCAGGGCAUUCUGGGUAUAAGCGUUGCACCCACCCACACCCACCUGCCACCCAGGAGGGAGUAGGAGCAGCUGGCCUGCUAGCUGGCCCUGCAGAAGUACCCCACACACACACACCCCACACCCCAGCUGCAGUCCCUGUGACCCACAGAGCAGCCCUUCGCCUGAAGGCUGCCCUCUUGUGGAAGAUGACGCAGAGGAGCAGGAUGUCUGGGAGGUUUGCUGCUUUAAGUACAAAGGCAGCCCUUCUCCAGUUAAAUACCUCUGGGAUGUAAAGUAUGUAAUAACAGAGUUAAUAGGCCAGACCCUUCGCCACCGUCAUGAGAGCAUCUUUUUAGGGGUGGGUAUUGUGGAUAUACCUCAGCCCUGGCCACGUUCCAUAAGGAGGCUGUCUUUUAGUGCUUAAUACUGAAAGGGCUGGGGUUGUGUAUUUUCCUUGUACAUCCACUCACUGUUUGCUAAACCUUGUGAGUGACCAAGGUCUUGAGAGGUCAUGUGGUUUUGUGUGCUUGCAUGGGCACGGAAGACAAAGGCGUGUGGGCCAGAUCUGAGUCUGGAUUGACGGAUUGAUUGAUCUUUCAUUUUUUCUUCAUUGAAAGAGUGCUGCGUCUCCAGACAACCCCGCUCUUGGCUGCUUUGAAUGGAGGAUGGCAGAUGAAGCUGGGCAUAGUUCCUCUCUCAUAUCCAUGGGCUAGGCUUGGGAUCUUGGUUGCAUUUUGUGCUUUCCCCACUGUUUUGGAGCAUCCCUGCUCGAGCCUGGUUGGUUAAGUUGGAGACACAUAGCAUACUAUCCCAUGAUCUGUUUCCCUAAACGCAGGGUAUUAAGUCUGGGUGGAUUUACCGCGCAGUGCUGAGAAUCUGCAUCGUCCUCAAUCCACCCUCUCUCUUGCCUGCCAAUUUUAGUCGUGGUGGAUAAACUCGGGCUGUUGCUUUUGGCGGGAAGAAAUCAGAACUACCUCUGUUGGGCAACCUCUGCUCUAUUUAUGGACAAUACCAGGAACAGCUGCCUUCUCUGCAAGACCAAUCACUUAGAUAACAGGGCAUGUGUUGUUUGGGAGUAGGUAUUUUGGGCUACUGUGGAUGGGCUGUUGAGUAUUCAGGGCUCCAUGGAGGAUCUGCUCUACCUGGUAGGGUUUUGGCCUAGGCAAUCCAAUUAAUCUAGAGUUGUUUAAAAGCACUGACCCACCCUAGCAUUGCAGUUAGCAAACUUGUCAAGCCUUCUUAAGGAAACAAGGGCAAAUUAACCUUUCGGCGGGAGGGAUACUUUUAUCCUUCCACAGCAGACAAAACGACAUUUUACUUUGUUAGAUUAGAAAAGAAAAAAAUCAUAGGCUUAGGCCUGGUCGGAGGUAGUGGUGAUGGAAGGAGAGAAGUGAUACCUGGAGGAUUUUAAGAAGCAUGUAGUACGGCCUUCCCCAACCUGGUACCCUCCAGAUGUUUUGGGUGACACCUCCGAUGAGCUGCAGACAAUUUGGCCAUGCUGACUUGGGCUAGAAGAAGACACAUUCCAAAACAGCUGGAGGGUAUCAAACUGGAAAAAGUUGGUGUGGUUAAGGUCAGAGGAUGUUACUUUACGCCCCCUUGCACAUGGCAAAGUUCUCAAAAGCUGUGCAGCUGGCUGUGACUGGGAAAUUGGCCAAUAUCCUAUGUUUAUAUUUUAAAAAGAGGCUAUUGUUUAGAAACUGUUAAAAACACAUUCUCCCUCCCAUUUUCAUCAUUGCUGUUCCCACGUAGCUCAAGGUUUGCUGCCUUCUCACACUGGGUGUGAUGAUCUAUUGUACUGCUCCCCAAGGGCGAAGAGCUUUGGGGAAUGGGCUGCGUUUCACCUCGGUACUUACCAGCAACAGUCCUCUCCUAGUGUCAGAAUUGGCACUGGCUUCAGUGGGUCAGGAUUUGCAUCCAUAGCUUGAGGCCAGCGGUGCUUGGCAUGUGCCAGUUGGGGGUCUCUGGUCCCAGGCUAAGUUGUGGGUGGGUGAGCAGAUUUUGUAUUUGGAAACUGGACUGAUUUGGUAUGGGUGACAGACAC
Messenger RNA from Zootoca vivipara (common lizard), 6829 nucleotides. RefSeq names its product transmembrane protein 94 (gene TMEM94). The record is from RefSeq and is a predicted model, not a curated record. Lineage: Eukaryota; Metazoa; Chordata; Lepidosauria; Squamata; Lacertidae.